CAUGAAUCAUCUGAAGUUGUUUGUGGCUACGCUGAAGUGGCAUGGCAUUAAACUUCUGGAAAAGCAAGAUAUAGCCAGAAGGGUAUUUUUACAUGGGCAACGGUAUGUUUCAUCAGGAACUUCAGAACCAUUCCUGAGUGGGAGUAAUUCAAAUUAUGUGGAGGAAAUGUAUUAUGCAUGGCUUGAAAACCCUGAAAGUGUACAUAAGUCCUGGGAUUUGUUUUUCCGAAAUGCUAAUGCUGGCCAAGCAUGUGAUCCCCAUCUACCAGACCAGUUGGAAAGAAAGGCAUCAUUUCUUCAGAGCCAUGGCCUGGCCCAGACACGAGGUAAAGCUGAAAAGCUUGUUGAAGAUCACCUUGCUGUGCAGUCUUUGAUAAGAGCAUACCAAAUCCGCGGCCAUCAUGUGGCUCAGCUGGAUCCCCUUGGAAUUCUGGAUGCAGACUUGGAUUCGUUCGUUCCAUCCGACUUGAUCACUACAAUCGAUAAACUUGGUGUGUACGCAGAAUGCCUUGUU
Leptosomus discolor (cuckoo roller) is the source of this 514-nucleotide messenger RNA. NCBI's taxonomy places the organism in Eukaryota, Metazoa, Chordata, Aves, Leptosomiformes, Leptosomidae. The record is from RefSeq and is a predicted model, not a curated record.